GUUUGCCGGGCCACGGCGGAUCGGUCGUCGCUGUCGCAUACACGGAAUAUGCGGCGGCCUCUAGCCGUAGAUAUCAUGAUAUUUCUUAGGUAACUACUGCGGUCCAUAAGGAAAAUCGUUAUCACAAAUUGCUAGAAUGAAAUUUCUAGUUUUACACUCGUUAGGAUAUUGGAUAGAGCAUACAGUAAUAUUUUACUUUAUAUAAAUAUUAUGUUUUAUCAUUUUUAUUAUAAAAAUCUAAAGUUACUUUUUCAAGAUACAAUGCUUAUCGAGGUUAAGUACCGCAAUACUAAAACUGCUAACCGGCUUAUUAUUUAAAAACGUAUACUUUCUAGUUAAUAUAUGUAUUUCAUAAAUGCAAUUCCAUACAAUUGUCAGUACGAUACAUUACACUACAAAUGAGUUUUUUGGCAACGCGCAAUGUACUUCAAACAGUAUUUAAACCGAAGUUCACAGUCGCUAUGCAUGUCAAAGUUACAAUUCCUUUAAGGUUAUUAAAAUGUCAUUGCAUCAAAACGGUUCAUUGCAAUUUCUCUCAAUUGGUAAAGUCUGUUCUAUUUUUGGAAAGAAAUCAUAUUGUUGUUUACUUCACCUUGAAACGACAUCUGAAUACUAGUCAAUUUAAUUUUGCAAGAAAAAAUUAUUAUGAAGUGCUCGGUGUUCCCAAAACUGCUAACCAAAAGGAAAUAAAAAAUGCUUACUACGGCUUAGCUAUGAAACACCAUCCAGAUAAAAAUGGAGGGACCACAACUCAAAAGUUUAGGGACAUUAAAGAGGCCUAUGAUAUUCUUAGUAAUGAAUCUAGUCGAAUGACUUAUGAUAACGAUUUCAGCAAUAAUAACUCAAGUACCUCAAGCCACUGGACAUCAAACUCAUCAAAAGGACGUUAUCAGUCAUCAUAUCAUGACUUUACCAAAAGAAAGUCAAACUUUUAUAGUAACCCUUAUACUAAUUCUAACUAUGAACAGCUGAGGCCCCAUAAUAUUUACAUAAAUAUUGUUACAGUGCCUAAGAAUGUUGUCAAAGCUCAAGUAGACUUAAUGCUGUUUACUUUUAUCAAAAACCGUGUGCUCAAAAUUAUUAUGUAUCACGCGUUUCAGUUAUUGUGGACAACAGUAUUGAAAAACAUAACCUUUAACAUGUUAAUCAAAAGUCAAAUUGACGACAAUAUAUUAUUUAGUUUCCUAGGAAAUGUAUUAGGCCAUGAGAGGAUGUGCGUUUCUCUAACUGAACUAGAAGCAAUUCGUGGUAAAACUAUUAGAGUUCAGGUACAUAAAGACGAACAAGUUUUAAUUGUAGAAGUUCCAGGAGGAGUAGAAAAAAAUCAGUCAUUCAUCUUAUUUUACCUACAUGAAAAAAACUGAUGGUUUUAAUUUUUUUAAAUGUUAAUUAUUUAUAAUAUUAUUAUGAUAUAAUAAAACCAACUGUUAUUGUUAUAAAUAAUUGGUAUUACAUUUAAGAAAU
Molecule: messenger RNA, 1464 nt
Organism: Adelges cooleyi (spruce gall adelgid)
Lineage: Eukaryota; Metazoa; Arthropoda; Insecta; Hemiptera; Adelgidae
Product: curved DNA-binding protein-like
Exons: 3
Coding region: 399-1364 (321 amino acids)
Source: RefSeq, a predicted model, not a curated record